This is a messenger RNA of Batrachochytrium dendrobatidis JAM81, 2193 nucleotides long. RefSeq lists its product as uncharacterized. Lineage: Eukaryota; Fungi; Chytridiomycota; Chytridiomycetes; Rhizophydiales. The transcript has a single exon. Gene Ontology annotation, biological process: nuclear-transcribed mRNA catabolic process, nonsense-mediated decay. The coding region runs from base 1 to 2193 and encodes 730 amino acids. The record is from RefSeq and is a predicted model, not a curated record.
AUGAGCCAACGGUCAUCGCCUAGACGACAGAGAAGAAAUAAACCAUCAUAUUCCAGCAGCAGUGCUUCAGGAACAGAUAUAAGAAUACUCUCACCAUUCAAUGACUACUUGGAAACUCCAGCAGCAGGAUCUAGUGCUGAUCAAUCCAGCAGCAGUAGUCCCAAGUUUGGUACUGGCAGGCCCGUAGUUACCAAAGACACAUCCUCUUCAAAUGGAAAUGCUGGAAGAGAAGAAUCUACAAAGUCUAUUAAUAAUGCUAAUGUAAAUAUCAGCAAAGAUGCGAUAGGAGAUGAAUGUAGCGAACGCCGUCAACCUGCUGCUGCUGGUAGAAAGUUAUGGACGGACCCUUCUGCAUUGUCAUCUACCCCAUAUGGUAGUAAUAGUCGCAAAAUCAAAAGUAGACAACAGCGACGAUUGGAGCAGCGGGCAAAUCAGAGUCCGAGCAGUACUAUUAGCAGAAAUUCAGACACUGAAUCUAAUGCUGGAAGAGCAUUGGGUCACACAAAUGCUCCUGGUUACAAGAGCAUUCUUUUAGAUAAACCAGUCAUCUUGGGACGGAAUACUCCAGUUAAUCAGCAGGACACAUCUGGUUUUGCAUCAGAUACAGCUCAUGGUAAUCCACCUUCAGUCACCCAUGUUCCAAGAAUUAUUGCUAGAUCUACCGAGCAACCCACUCCAUCUUCACCCGCAAUGCUGUCAAAAGAUUCAUCUCAUCUUCAAGAUGCAGCAGAUACCAAAACUUCCACACACACUGACAAUCUGUACAUUAAUCAGACCAUUCCACCUGGCCAGGAACAUUUGGCCAAACUUUUUCCAAGCUUGUUUCGUCACUCGACUCCCACUGCUGUGAAAUUAAUCAACAAAACCAAGAUUCAACCCGAAGCGGCCUUCAAAAUUUUAUCCGACUAUCCUGGCUGCUUUGUUAUUGGUGUUUUGGGUCGAGCAGGUACUGGAAAAUCAACUGUUCUUUCAGGUCUGGCAGGAUCGAAUCCAUUUCCAAUUGGCAGCAAUGCAUCUGAUGGUUUAGAUCCGACAUCUUUACACGAUUCGGCUGGUCAAAAGCUUGGCAUUGAUUUGUUUGUUACUCCAGAACGGGUGAUUUUAUUAGAUACCCAGGCAAUCUUGCAGUCUUCUGCCUCGUCACAAUACCCAAGUUCGCCCGAUAUGGAUAUUGCCGAUGAUAAUCAAAAACUUGAUCCAUCUACCCAAACCGAAUCGUCAAAAUUAGCUUUAUUUCUCAUGUCUGUUUGUCAUGUUAUACUCCUUGUGUCUGAUAUGGCCCCAGAUGCAGAAUUAUGUAAAUUAGUGCGCAACGCCGAGCUUGUGCGAUCCAAACUCUACCAUAGUCAUAGAUCUACUGCACACGUGUCAUCUACCCACUCUCGCAAUUCAAGCCAAAGUUUUAAUAGACAUCGACAACCCACUCCAUCAACUACAUCAUCAACGCCAAAUUUACAAUCCACUCACUCGCUUGAUGUCUUUCAGCCCUAUAUUGUAUUUGUUUAUAACAAGUGCAAGACGGACAUGCUCAUCCCACACGGCGUAUCUGGUAUUUGGAAAUCAUUUCGAAAGCAUUUUAGUGAUACAGAAUUGAAUGCAUACAAUUUGUUUGCUCGCACCAAAGCUUCAAAAGCCGUUCAUGAUUAUGAGCUACAUAUGCAAAUGCGAACGAGGAAACAUACGAAUGAGGAUACACUACCUUUACAAUCAAAUCGACUUAGAAGUAAGACAUUAGAGUUACUGUCUUUGAAAUUACCCAUCUGUAAUAUUGCUUGUCUUCCCUAUCAAAGCGAGUUGUCACCAAAAUGCGAUUUUUCACUGUCUUUGGAUGAUUUGAUGGCAAUGUAUGGUGGUAUUAGAACCCGAUAUGAUGUUUUGAUCAAGCAGUUGCGUGAUGUAUUGUUGGAAAUUCCCAGAUUUCCUGCUGCUUCGCUAGAAUCAGGUAGUGGUGCCAGUCGUUCUGGAUUUGUUAAUCGGCAAUACAUGGUAUCUGAGCGUGACUGGCUUCGUAAUGCCGUUCGUACAUGGGAUAAUAUAUUGAAACGGGAUAUACAAGCAGAUAUUUCUAGCGUAUCGAAUUUAUCUAGCAGCGCUACUGGCGGAGCCAGUGGUUCUACAGACUUUAAAUCUUCUCGACUCCAUGUCAAAAGCUCCAGAUCUCGCACUUUUCAGCAUGAUGCUCGAAAUGAAUAA